Brenthis ino (lesser marbled fritillary) is the source of this 2454-nucleotide messenger RNA. The record is from the annotation of a GenBank genome assembly. NCBI's taxonomy places the organism in Eukaryota, Metazoa, Arthropoda, Insecta, Lepidoptera, Nymphalidae.
AUGCAUCAGAGCGUGAAGAUAGUUAGCAUCCUGACCUUGGCUGUAGCCAUCUGUCCGUCAAUCUAUGCAAAAGGAAUCAGCGUGCCAUCAGAAAUCGAAAGUACCACAGACUUUGAACGAGAUUUAGAGAACCAAGAGGACAUCACAACACACUUACCUGUUAUAGUUGAACAAAUUCAAUCCAUACCAAUAGAUGUAACAGAUGAAAAAUAUAAUUCAACAGCAGAAUCACCGAACGUCAAAAUAGUAGAAAGCAAUGAUCAAAUAAAACCUGAGAGUGCAUCAAAACUAUUACUGCCUGUAACAAAUCAUUCUUUAGAUAAUGAUAUCAGAUAUCAAACUACAAGAGGACAAGACGAGCUCGAGACACUAAAGAAAGCUGUAUUUGAAAAUGCAAGAAGAAAUUUAAAUAGGCGGUUAGAGAAAAAGAAUAAUAUAAGAGCUCAUAUACAAUAUGACGAAGUAACUGGCGAAUUGAUUAGUGAAGAACACCCUUGUCAUAGAGAAUGUAUGGAAGGCGAAGAACCGAUGAUUUGUUACUACCAUUUUAAUUUAGAAUGGUAUCAGACGAUGAGUAAAGCAUGUUAUGAUUGCCCAUAUAAUUUAACAGAUUGUCUAAGACAAGAUUGUAUACCCGCUGAUGGAAUAAACAGACCCCUUAAUGUUGUCAAUAGAAAGAUGCCUGGCCCUGCAAUAGAAGUGUGCCAACAUGACAGAAUAAUUGUAGAUGUAGAGAAUGACCUAAUGACGGAAGGCACAACAGUUCACUGGCAUGGACAACAUCAACGCGGUACGCCAUAUAUGGACGGAACUCCAUAUGUCACUCAGUGUCCAAUUCUACCAGAAACUACUUUUAGAUACCAAUUCAACGCGUCACACUCUGGAACACAUUUCUGGCAUUCCCAUUCCGGCAUGCAAAGAGCCGAUGGAGCUGCUGGUGCUCUUAUUAUACGGAAACCAAAAUCACAAGACCCCCACGGGAAUCUGUACGAUUAUGACAGAUCAGAACACGUAAUGAUAGUAACAGAUUGGAUCCACGAGAUUUCAGUGGGAAUGUUCACCGAUCAUCAUCAUUCCAAAGGCGAUAACAAACCACCGACUCUCUUAAUAAAUGGCGUAGGCCGUUUUAAGAUAUUCAAUGAUACCGUCAAGCCUACGUACAUGCAAGCUGCUAAGUUCAAUGUUGAACAUGGCUACAAGUAUCGUUUUCGCGUGAUCAACGCGGAAUUUCUAAAUUGUCCCAUCGAGAUGUCAAUCGACGGGCAUAACAUUACUGUGAUCGCUUCCGAUGGCUAUGAACUGGAACCUAUUACUGCAACAUCGCUUGUUACGUAUGCGGGGGAGCGCUAUGACUUCGUGCUUGAAGCUAACAACGAAAUCGACAACUACUGGAUUCGCUUUAGAGGACUUAUGGAUUGUGACGAGAGAUUCACAAAAGCAAAGCAAGUAGCUGUUUUGCAUUACGAAGGAGCUUUUGAGGCUGAGCCUGAAGGCGAUCCAACGUGGGAAGAAUUACAUAAUGAGGGCCUCCAAUUAAAUGCUUUGAAUAAAGGCGAAGAAGAAGACGAGACAAUAAGCGUGGCCGAGAUGAAAUCUCUACAAGGAUAUGACGACAGUUUAAAGGAAAUAGCUGAUUAUCAAUUCUAUAUUGCCUACGAUUUCUAUGCGAAAAAUAAUUCACAUUUUCAUCGUUCCCCUUAUUAUGGAUACUACCAAGUUCCACAUCCAGACAAUCGUCUGUACACACCACAGUUGAACCACAUCAGUAUGAAAAUGCCAUCGAGCCCACUUUUACUGACACGUCCUUCGCCUGAUGCAUUCUGCAACGCCUCAAGUAUAGACGAAAGCUGUAAAAACGGUUAUUGCGAAUGUCCUCAUGUUCUAUCAGUAAGAAAAAACUCGGUUGUAGAAGUAAUUAUUGUGGAUGAAGGAGUUACGUUCGAUGCAAAUCAUCCAUUUCAUUUACACGGUCAUAAUUUCCGUGUAGUCGGUUUGAGAAGACUUGCUGCUAACACAACUAUCGAAGAGGUCAAAAAAUUUGAUGAGAUGGGCUUGUUGAAACGUAAUUUGAAAAAUGCACCAUUAAAAGACACGGUCACAGUACCAGAUGGAGGUUACACUGUUAUACGUUUUAAAGCAGAUAACCCUGGAUACUGGUUGUUCCACUGUCAUAUUGAAUUCCAUGUGGAAGUCGGUAUGGCAUUGGUGUUUAAAGUAGGUGACCAUAAAGAUAUGGCGCCGAUACCCCAUGAUUUUCCCAUGUGCGGCAGUUAUAUGCCUGAUAAUAUGUUAGAACAUGCAACAAGUAAACCUCCUGUGAAUGAUAAUCAAAUCAUUUCAAUCAACCAUUGGUGGCCAGUCAUGUAUGUGAAUGGAACAUCAUCUGCUGUUACAUUAAAAUCAUCGUUCAUCAUUUUGUGGCUCGUUUGGCUAUUGAAUCUAGUUGUCGGGACA